AUGGCAAGAAUCACUGCAGCACUCGCAUUUUCUCUUGCGGUCUCCUUUUCCACCGCCCAGAACGCUCCAGUCCAAAGCACCUAUCGAAAGUAUACCCUCGACGAUAUUAUCCCCACUACCGACCCAGCGUCAGGCCACGUCAAAUGUUGUCCACAAGGAACAGAGUUUGAUGGACAGGCCUGUGUCCUCGGUACCCCGAUCUGUCCCGAAGGAAGCACCCGUGACCGCGAGGCAUGCGUCUUCAAGACACAGCCAUAUUGUGACAAUGGAUACGAGUUCAAAGACGGCCUCUGUAUUACUAUCAAGCCUCCUGCUUGUAUCGGUGAUACAAUUCUCAAGGGGAACCACUGUGUGAUUGAAGGGGAAGCACUGUGUGGCCCUGGAUAUCUGCAGCAGGGAAACGUCUGUGUGUCGUUGAAGCCGCCCGUGUGUCCCGAUGGCGAGCACUUCACUGGCACCAGCUGUGCCUCUAUUAAAGGCCCGAAAUGUCAGGAUGGAGCCAAGCUUGAGGGGGGUCUUUGCAUCGACAACCAACCUCCCACUUGCCCCAAGGGAACCUCUCUCGAUGCCGCCUCCUCUCGUUGCAUCUCUGUGUCCGUGCCCAGCUGUCCUGAGAAUACCGUCGCCCAGAAUGAGCAGUGCAUCUCUAUUGAGAAGCCUUCCUGUGGCAAUGAUGCGAUCUUCAACUCCAAAAUCCAAUCUUGCACCAUCACCGAACCUCCAAGGUGCCCCGCUGGAACGGAGCUGGAUGACAAGAAGUGCGUGUACAUCGGCCAGCUUGCUUGCCCUCCGGGAACGACUGGUUCCAUCGACAAGGCCCAUGGUACUGCUCGCUGCUGUCCCCUUGGCAUGACUUGGGAUGGCAACGUGUGCUCUACCAAGCCGAUCGAAGGCAAAUGCCCUGACGGGAGUGAUCCGAUAAACGAGCGCUGUGAGAAGCACUCCAACCCUCCACCACAGUGCCCGCCUGGAUACAAGCUCGACAAUUCUCGCUGUGUCUGGCAGGAGCCACCGACGUGCCCUCAAGGCUCUCGUUUCGAUGCUGGUCACUGCAUUACUACCUCGAAGCUACAGUGCCCGCAAGGGUUGGUAUUGAUUGGUUCCGACUGUAUCGUCCAACAACCUCCGUCUUGCCCUGACCAGACCAAGCUAGAAGGCAACAAGUGUGUCAGUAUUGUCCAACCAUCCUGUGAUCAGUCUGCAAAGUGGGACGGUAAGCGUUGCAUCGUCAACAGCCAUGCGUUCUGUGAGGAUGGCAUUCACAAGGGCGACGAUUGCAUUACUGGAACUCCACCGUCCUGCCCUGACGGUUCGGCCUUUGAUGGUGCGCGAUGCGUGUCAAACUCCACUCCACAAUGUCGUCAAGGUACUAUUCUUAGUGAGGAUGGAUCAUGCCUUACCUCCACGCCUCCUCAAUGUCCCCCCAACACGCACCUCCAAAAUGGCUACUGUGUUUACGGACUUCCAGUUUGCCCAGCAGGCCAGAGAUAUGCCAAUGGACGCUGUGAGAGCGCCGAGUCGCCACAGUGUGCGCAAAACUUCGUUUGGAAGAAUGGACGGUGUACCCGCAUUGUCGAGGAGCACUGUGAGCCUGGAUUCACCCUCAAGGAUGGCCAAUGUGUCUCUGUGGCUGUCCCCGACUGUGGUGAUCUCAUCUUCAAUGGAAAGGCAUGCGUCAAUGGCAAGCCAAUCUGCCCCGAAGGUAGCUAUCUGGAUGGAGAGCGCUGCUCUUCUGUUCACGAGCCACAAUGCCCCCAAGGCUUCAAGUUUGACGGGAAAAAGUGCAGUGCCUACCAGACUCCCCAGUGUCCACCUGGAUCCGUUUUCGACAAGGUCAGCCAGGAUUGCAUUUCUACUCGGCAGCCCGAGUGCCCGUCAAACCAGAGAUUCAAUGGCAAGCACUGUGCCAUCAUCACCGGGGAGUGCAUGGAGUUCGAAUACUGCCCCACUGAAUCGUACGGAAAGGGAUGUCGACGUACUCAGCUUGGAAUUGUUUGUGAUAGCACUCCAUCCCAGAAUCAACAGGGUCAGCCAGGCAACAAUCCAGGCUCCUGGCAAGAGCACCCACAGUAUGGACCCGGAAGCCAGGGUAACCCAGGCUGGAAUCAACAGCAAAACAAUGGGCGAAUCAGUGGUGGCAAUUGGAAUGAGCGGCCAGCACAGGGCAAUCCGGGCUGGGCCCAGCAGCCGAGCAUGGGGCCCAGCAAUGGUGGUGGUAACUGGAACGAACGACGGGUCGCUGGAGCUUACCAGCAAAACUAUGGCGGUAACUGGAAUGAGCAGCCAGCACCUGGACCUGACGCUCAAGGUAGCCAGGGUUGGGCCGAGCGGCCAAUGGGUGGCUGA
This is a messenger RNA of Penicillium daleae, 2346 nucleotides long. RefSeq names its product cell wall cysteine-rich protein. Bases 1 to 2346 code for a protein of 781 amino acids. NCBI's taxonomy places the organism in Eukaryota, Fungi, Ascomycota, Eurotiomycetes, Eurotiales, Aspergillaceae. The transcript has a single exon. The record is from RefSeq and is a predicted model, not a curated record.